GCAUGAGAGGCCUGUGAAGUGUUGGCCAGCACGCAGCUUCUCUCUCUGUUUUUACAGUAGGAGCUGUCACACCGAGUGGGAGUGCAGCGUUUCCAAUGUGUCACUCGUGUGAAUAGCUUCCUAACCGGUACAAUCCAAACCUCUGCGUCCUCACAGGGCAGCGAUGUCUCCAAACACCCGCAUGGAUUUCAUGGAAGCGAUGUGUUUCCCUUGUUCCUUUUACGCACCGUCCUAAACGCGUCUUUUGGUGAAAACGAAAUGUCCUGGAUGUAUUUUCUCCGGAGAUUUUAAAGUGAAGGGAAGCGCAGCUCGCUGGAGAAGCCAUGUGGAGAGCGGCCACGUCCCUCGGUGGGAGCACCGGAGGCAAAAAGCCCCACUAACAGGAGAUCAUUAUUUACCCUUUCUUUGGGGGAAAAAAGGUCCGUCGAUGAGGAAACAAAGAGGGUAGAGAUGGUAGAGAAUGGCCACACCUGACCUUCUUGACCCGAAGUCUGCCGCCCAUAACUGCAAGCCUCGCCUGUCCUUCUCCAUCCAACCGGUAGUGCUUUACACCCCAGAGGACGAGUGUGAAACCCGGACUACAGUGAUGAGGUGGAAAACGGUGUCAGCCAUCUUCUUCAUGGUGGUGCUUUACCUCAUCAUUGGAGCAACAGUGUUCAGAGCCCUGGAGCAGCCUUACGAGAGCUCCCAGAAGCUGGCCAUUCUCGCAGAAAAACUCGACUUCCUGGCCAUGCACGCAUGCGUAAACUCCUCCGAGCUGGAGGAUUUGGUCAAGCAAGUGGUUUCAGCAGUCCGGGCAGGUGUGAACCCCACAGGAAAUGCCUUUAAUCAGACGAGCCUCUGGGACAUCAGUUCUUCCUUUUUCUUUGCUGGGACUGUUAUCACCACUAUCGGAUUUGGGAACAUCUCUCCUCACACAGAAGGUGGGCGGAUCUUCUGUAUUAUUUACGCUCUGCUUGGGAUUCCCCUGUUUGGAUUCUUAUUGGCUGGUGUCGGGGACCAGUUGGGGACCAUUUUUGGGAAGGGCAUCGCCAAAGUAGAGAAGAUGAUUGUGAAGUGGAAGGUCAGCCAGACGAAGAUCCGUGUUAUCUCCACUCUGAUCUUCAUCCUGUUCGGGUGCCUCAUCUUCGUGGCGCUGCCAGUCAUCAUCUUCAAGCACAUUGAGGGCUGGAGCACUCUGGAGUCCAUCUACUUUGUUGUCAUCACCCUCACCACGAUCGGCUUCGGGGACUUUGUCGCUGGGGAAAAAGGUGGGUCAGAUAAUCCAGAGUUUCUGAACUACUACAAGCCCGUGGUGUGGUUCUGGAUCCUGGUGGGCCUGGCCUACUUUGCUGCUGUGCUUAGUAUGAUUGGAGAUUGGUUCCGGGUCAUAUCCAAGAAAACUAAAGAGGAGGUUGGGGAGUUUCGGGCUCAUGCAGCCGAGUGGACAGCAAACGUGUCGGCUGAGUUUAAAGAGACACGGCGGCGACUCAGCGUUGACAUCCACGACAAGUUCCAACGCGCUGCUUCCAUCAAGCGCAGGCUGUCCUCCGAGCUAGGGAUCAACCAGGAGAUGACCCCUGGCAAGAGGUCGCUGUCCACCACGCUGUGUGAGGACAGGGAGGCCUACCCCAACUUGACUCUCUCCCUCAGUCCCGCCACAGGGUCCUUGGCCAGGAACGGCAGCCUGUACCUGAACGGCCUCAGCCCGGACUACGCUGACAGGCGGGAGUGCACCUUCAUCGAAAGUCUCAAUUAAGGAGCGGCGUGAAUAUGAGAUUUAGGGACAGCGGACAGGAGUUACAAACACAAAGGCCCUCUUGUGCUAAUUGAAUGAGCAUCUGUGAUACGGAAUAAUCCACUUGUGCCUUACGAAGAACGAAGCUGAACAUGUGAAGAUGAUGCAUGACGGACUGAGCUACACUUGUUUGUCCACUCACACUUGUUAUUUAUGAGCACAGUAGUAAAAAAGGCAUAUUCAUGAGGCUUCUUUGAAUAAAGACAAACGCAACAUUUUCAUUUAGGAAUUUAAAGUAUGCAGUAAAGGAACUGUUUCUUAACAACUGGGGAAAUGUCACCUCACUGUCUGCCAGUGCCAUUAGCCAUUUCACAGCAGUCCUAAUGUGUUAAAGGAGUUACAUUUACCACACAGAGCCCGGCUCACUGAUCACAACCCAUCUCCCUUAUACCAAAGUAAUGAUCCUAUUUCUCUGAAAGAGAAUCAGAGAUGCUGCGUUCAAAGGGUCGGGAGUGCUUCCAGUUAUUUCUUGAAAUUGAAUCCUAUGUUAUGUUUUUUUUUUCAUGAAACUGAUACAGAGAGCUUGGUGCAUCAUCACUGUCUGAUUUUUCCCCAGGAGGAAACAAACCAUAGCAUGUAUGUAACUGUGGCUUAUUCACGCUUUUCACAUAUUCUUUAUGCUUUGCCAAAACUGAAUGUACAUCAUCAGUGAGCUGUUUGCUGUCUCACUGCGGUCACUAAAUAUCCAGGCUCUGUUAGGUCUAUCAGUCGCAUCACGUUUAAUUAGAAGUGUUGAUUUAAAUAAACUCCUCUCUGCGGCUGAUUUAUAGUGCGUUGAUUAGAGAUGAUGUAAAUGGUAGGAAUGUCAUGGUGCAGUUCAUUUAAAUUACUUUUGUUGCCCGACAUACCACUGUUCGUGUUGCCAAAGCUUAUUUACAUUUAGAAAAUUAAUUAUAAUGCAUUACAAUUAAUAAAAUAAAAUACAAUUAAAUUGACAAAGUCAUUCAAGGUAAAGUUGGUGGAACACAUCUUAUUUUUAUAUUUAAUACUGAAAAUCAGGCAGAACAUCUUAUUUUAAUAUUUUAUACAGGCUUUUUUUUUCAAUUAGGAUGGGAAUUAACAGAUUUGUAUGACAUUUAAGGCUCUGGUUUCUCCAAGUUGAAGGGUUUGAAUUGUAUCUUAUGGAAUGUUUUUCUUUUUUUAAUCCAGUAUAAUAUGUCAUAUUCUCAAUAUGUUUGCUAGUGCUAUAGACAUUUUGUAGCAUUACAGUAAACAGUAAAUACAAUAUAGCGUGACUUACAAGACAGUAUGCUGUAUGUGGCCUAUCUGCUAUACCAAAUGUCUAUAAUGUAUGGGUUAUCAGGUGAAAAAGAGAAUAUGUUUUGCAUAAAAGUGUGGCAGGACAGAGGACCAGUUGCACCAGCUCUUCAUAGGUUAAAAAAUGUAACCUAAUUGUAACUUUAAAUGGAGAUUUAUUUUGUUGUAGUCUGUGACCAAUUGCCCAAAAGAGACCAAGUCUUACAUGGAGAUAUAUGUGUUGGUCAAAUCACACAAACGUAGCAAUGGAUUUAAGAAUGGCUGGUGGAACCCAGGUCACAAGUUUGCUCUCUUUCUCUGUUCUAAUUGUCCUGGUUUUCUUGAAAAGGUUGUCCUAAGGCUGAGUAUUGACUGUAAGAUCAUGAGCUGUCAUAUGUAAUCAAGUCAAAGAGGAUCCACAAAUUGUGAACAAAAUAAGGAAGAUAUACUCUAUCCAACAUGGUUGGCUUUCUAAAAAUACCAUUAUGCUAUUUCCUUGUGUUUCUCAGACGCAAUCAAUAGUAUCAAAACACACACAAUAUGUUACAGUGAGUUGCAACAGACUACUAGUACAUUUAUGCCUGGGGGAAAGCACUCCCAGCCUUAGUGCAGCUUCAAAGCGGAGCCCUCAGAAGUCGUCCCGUUGCUUUCUCCCAGCCGGCCGUGUGAUUGACAGCCACUGAAAGGCGAGCUGUCAGUGCUGCAGAGAGUCAAAGAGUGCUGUCGAUGGAGCGUUAUGUAAUAUGUCAGGCUAUUCUAGGCCAUAUAUAAGGAUACCCAUGCAUGAUAGGGUUUAUAGUAGAGUGUGUGUGCAAAAAUGAACGUGUGAGUGCGCAAGCCCAUGGGGUUUAUCAAAACUCAUUUAAUUUCCUCCCACAGUAUUUUCACGGGCAUCGUCUCCUUCUCCCAGGGUGACAGUUUUUAAUCAAGUCUUUGGCUGCAUCAAAAUCCCAGUUCAAGCAUGCUGAAUGUACCUAUCCAUUCAUGACGGCACAAAUGAGCUUUCUUAUUAAUGUAAACACAUUCAUGAUUUAACGCUGUGAUUUAUGCUGUGAUAUCAGCGGAAGGCUUUUUUAAGCCACUGCCCUCAUUUUAAUAAAAAGACCUGAGGCCAUAACAAUUAUGAUAACGGUGUUAUUUCAGACAGUUGUAAUUAAAAUGUGCAUCAGUGAGAUCCAUUAAAUCUUUGGUUUGAAUUUGGUUAACUUUCUAAAAUGUAUGCUUAAAAAUAUUUUCUAAAUGUGACGCAAUAUGUAUAGGUAAACAAAAUUAACAGUUUACUCAGUUUUUAAUUGCCAAUAACCCAUUUGUAGAAAUGCGCAAAUAUACAUGUAAUGGGUUAUGAACGCACAUGCACAUUUUAUAAAUCAACAUGAUUUCAGUGUUGCAUGCCACUCUAAAUGUUAGUUCCAGUUAUAGCUCAGGUGCGUCAAUAAUUGCUGGCUUUGCUUUUGGCAACCAUAUGUUUCAAGUAUGUCCAUAUGUAAAUGUCGGUGUGUCGACUCAAAUCAUGA
Notothenia coriiceps (black rockcod) is the source of this 4527-nucleotide messenger RNA. RefSeq names its product potassium channel subfamily K member 2. Gene Ontology annotation, biological process: potassium ion transmembrane transport; stabilization of membrane potential. Gene Ontology annotation, cellular component: plasma membrane. NCBI's taxonomy places the organism in Eukaryota, Metazoa, Chordata, Actinopteri, Perciformes, Nototheniidae. The transcript has 8 exons. Gene Ontology annotation, molecular function: outward rectifier potassium channel activity; potassium ion leak channel activity. The record is from RefSeq and is a predicted model, not a curated record. The coding region runs from base 461 to 1738 and encodes 425 amino acids.